This is a messenger RNA of Teleopsis dalmanni, 940 nucleotides long. RefSeq lists its product as uncharacterized. The transcript has 2 exons. NCBI's taxonomy places the organism in Eukaryota, Metazoa, Arthropoda, Insecta, Diptera, Diopsidae. The annotation marks the transcript as partial. The record is from RefSeq and is a predicted model, not a curated record.
UUUACUAAAGCAUUACUUUUAUUAUUUACAGAUAGCACUGUUGCCGUCUAUGCUGCAACAUCACGGGGUCGUAUUCAGCUGAUAUAUGGAGGUCAGCCAUUUAUAUUCGAAAAGAUACUAAAGUUGUCGACUGGAGAAGAGAAGAAAUUUUGGCGUUGCAAUCAAUGGUGGAAUCAGAAAUGCCGGUCGCGUGUCUUCACUAUUAAUGACACUGUUAUACCGUUACAACGAUAUCAUACUCACGAAGAAAUUGUUAAAAGGAAAAAACGUGCUCGCAAGGCUCCUCAAGCGAAACCCGACCUAAAGUUUGAUAAAAAUAAGAGUAUUCUAACAAAUACAGCAAGUGGUAGCAUUGAUGUUGCUCAUCUAAAUAUGAAGUAUGAGGAAAUCGUGGCUGAUGUAACAGAAAUUGAACCGUCGGACCCACUAUCUACUAUAAAAAAAUAAAAAUUUUCAACAACUUUAAACACCAUUAGAAAUACUAUAGGAGUCCAAAAAUGACUGAUUCGAAAGAGUACUAUUUUAUGAAAGGACAGCGUUCAUCUACCAAACUCGUUUAUGACAACAACUACUUUGUGAAAUUCAUGCAAAAUACUAAAGGCACAAAGUGGGUAUGCUCAACCCGUUCAUCAACAAAAUGUCGCGCACGCAUCCGUUUAACAAGUCUUGGAAAUUUGGAAGUACUUUAUGGAGAGCAUAAUCACGUUUCGCGUCAAAAAGAAUCAAAAUGCGCAACCAAGAAAUCAAAGCUAUCAUAAGAUAUAAGAUAUGUUAUAGUGGUAGGAAUAUAAGUUUGCUAUACAGUUUUUAUUGUAAAAUAAUUUUUAUUAGUGAAGAUUUAUAAAAUAAGAGAUGUAAUUAUUAACUAAUGUUAAAAAGUGGUACAUUUAUAUGAUAAAAUUUUUACAAAUUAAUGAUGUAUGAGUUGUUCGGCAAGUAA